Messenger RNA from Pocillopora verrucosa, 1527 nucleotides. RefSeq names its product doublesex and mab-3 related transcription factor 3, truncated-like. Gene Ontology annotation, biological process: regulation of transcription by RNA polymerase II; sex differentiation. The record is from RefSeq and is a predicted model, not a curated record. Gene Ontology annotation, cellular component: nucleus. NCBI's taxonomy places the organism in Eukaryota, Metazoa, Cnidaria, Anthozoa, Scleractinia, Pocilloporidae. Gene Ontology annotation, molecular function: RNA polymerase II cis-regulatory region sequence-specific DNA binding; protein binding; DNA-binding transcription factor activity, RNA polymerase II-specific.
AUGGCAGACACCUCCUUCGCGAUCCAACAGUCCAUGUCUGAGAGGAAGCCCCCUCGCAUGCCUAAGUGCGCCCGUUGUCGCAUCCACGGUAUGGUGUCAUGGUUAAAAGGGCACAAGCGAUAUUGUAGGUGGAGAGAUUGCAACUGUGCUCAAUGCACACUGAUCGCAGAGAGGCAGCGUGUCAUGGCGGCGCAAGUGGCGCUUAGAAGACAGCAGACACAGGAGGAGACCAUGCGGGUACAGAUAGCUAAGAAAGCACAGGCGUACGUACCUCCCCUUGUCAGCCCUGAACCGCAGUUUAACCACGGUGUCGCAAGAACUCACUCAGAAGAGGCACAGCCCGUGUACUCGUACCACCGCGCUGACAGUCAAGAGCUGGAAAAGGAAGAGAUUAAAAAAACCCCGAUAACCUCUCAAUCAAAAUCUGUUGAGUCCUAUGAGGUUAAAAUCAAGGAAGAACCAGUGAGUCCGGAAGAUUUUGAGAAAGAUCACGGCUCAGAUGCUGAAGAGAACCACAAGAGAUCUUCCAUUGAUGACGAUAAAGAACCUGAUUUCGAGCGACGAAAAGUACCCCGCCUCUCCCCCCACAGGAAAGAAACGGAAGCAUUUAAAUUUUCUUUAGAACUUCUCCAGCGGAUUUUUCCUGAUCAAAGUAGAGCCAUUCUAGAGCUCAUCCUUGGGGCUUGUGAAGAAGACCUGGUCAAAGCUAUAGAGUCUCUUCUACCGGAGAACAAUCAAAGACCAUUUAGCCUGCCUCUUCCUCUUAGAAGCUACGGUUCUGCUUCCUUUAUCCCCUGCGACGGCAAUCAGGCUAAGUCAGCGUUCUCUCCCAUCGCCAAGUCUCCGUCGUAUAUGUUUCCAGGAGCUCUUGCUGCGCAAGCGCAGUCGUUGAAGAGUCCGAACGACAAAAGCCCCAAUACACCUAGCGCAUUUCAGCCCGUUCAUUCCACGUGCAGCCCACCUGAACGUAGCCCGUCAAUGGCAGAUAGGUUCCAGUUUCCCGUCGUUGCGGGGUAUUUUUUUAACAGGCCUGGCACGUCGGCUCUUCUCUCGCUUAACCCCGCACAGCAGAGGAAUGGGGCAUCUCAGCCGGGAACAAGAUUCUGUAGGCAUUGUGGGCACCCGAGCAAAAUUGGAGACAAGUUUUGCAGUGACUGCGGCAAGUCGUUGGAGUGAACUUAAUAACGAUUGUUAGCCUAAAUAAUUUGAACUGCUGAACAGAAUUUUACAUUACCUUUUCUCAUCUAGAACACUGGAAAAUUAAUCUAGGUGGUUCAGGAGUACAGUGUACUGAUGGCCGCUAAAGAAAUGUGUGUGUCGUGAAGAAAGAAGUGGAGUUAGAAUUUAAUGUGUGUAUUUAGUAAAUCGUGAUCGAUUCGCUACCCCUUGGUAAAGGGGUAACUGGGCAUGCACUUGCUUGUGCAUCAUUCGACCUCAACCCCAGGGUUCCUCUCUCUCUCUCUCUCUCAUCAGGAAGGAGAAGAAUUCUAGACACGAUGAUGGGUAUGAUAAGGAAUUUUUUAAUGU